CUGAGUUCACCGUUGGGGAUGCCACUCGCCGGCGUUAAGUAGGAGCGCACUCGCCUCGUACGUUCAGUGUGUGCCCGGACGCAGACGGGAGAACACGGGCAGUCGUAGCUGUUGCAUAGGAUUACCCCGCCAUGGCCUCUGCACAUGCGAGUCCCUGUCGAGGACUCUUUGUCGCGGUCCUCCUAGCUUCCGUGUUUACGUGCGGGACGGACGCUAAAGACACCAGAGCAGCUACGUACGCUGCCCGAAUAUGCGUGGGUCCUGACGUGGACUGCGAUAACCUGCGCAGGACUUCCUUGGGAGUCCUAUCCUGCACGCAGGCUAGGGACAGACUUGACUGCCUGAAGAAAAUGCGCGACGGAGAGGCUGAGUUCGGCUACUUUGAGGCCGAGGACGUGAACCUGGCCGCCCUGUCGUUCAGCGGGAGGUUCGAGGCCGUCGUCAAGCUUUCUCUUCCGGAGAACGAAGUGAGGCGCGUGUUCAUGCUGGUUCACAACGCUUCGAACCCCAACCCGAGGAGCCUCUGCCACCCGGGGUUCAAUCUCCAGAGGUUCUUCCCCCGCCCUCUACCGCCCCCUACCCCGCCACCAAGGAUAUGCUGCUCGAUGUUCAGGUAUUUAGAGAAUAGUCACAUUGAGAUGUUAGCGAAGAAGUGGACCAGCGCCUGUAUUCCGGGGAUGUGGUCUCAGGAUCCCACGACAGAUCGACAGCUGAAGCGGCUUUAUAGUCACCUGUGCAGCGCGUGUCCCGGCCAGAACUGCGACGGAGCGGACACCUACGCAGGGUCGGGUGCUCUGACGUGUCUGUUCGAUCGUGUGGCGGACGCGGCCGUGGUCUCCGACGUCGACUUCCGUAGGGCGAGGGACGUGAAUCCCCAGGUGAAGGACCUAUACCACUUCUGCCGCGUCGGGAAUGGUAGCGUGCAGCCCCUGGGUCCAACCACCGUCGACGAUAGGGAGCCCUGCGACUGGGGUCAGCGCCCUCCUUCAGUCCUGCUCACCCCUCCGUGCCAAAAGGAUUCCUGCCAAACCUUGCGAGAUCAGUGGAUCAGCGGCAUCAUUGGCCAUUCGGAAAGUGUGGCCGAGAUCCUUGGCCUUCCUGCGUCCACCAAGUUCGAGGCCAUGGACACCGCGCUCUCUCCAGCGAGGAUGAUUAAGAACGCCGGCUACAAACUGGACCACAGCCUGAUCAAGAACCCCGUCCGAUUCUGCGUGACGAACGAGGCCGAGCUGGCCAAGUGCCGCGACCUGCAGAUGGCGGCGCAGGCGUACGGCGUCGGAGCCAACGUCGGGGUCGACUGCGUCCUGGACACCAACGAAUCGCACUGCUACCCGGACAUCUACCUCGGGAGAGCUGAUGUCAUCGCCCUGGACGGGGGAGAUGUCUACCAAGUCAGGCAAGAUUACGGGUUCGACCGCCUUCUGAGUGAAGUCUACAACAGCGGUUCGGACAGCACGACGUCGUCCUACUACGCCGUGGCCGUGGUGAGGGCAGAAUCCAACAUCACUUACUUCUCUCAACUCAGAGGUCGGAAGUCAUGCCACACAGGAAUCGGGAAGACUUCAGGCUGGAAGAUGCCCGUGGCCAUGCUUCUGAAGGAGCGGCUCAUCGAUCCCCGCCACUGCAACUACAUCAACGCCGUCGCCGAGUUCUUCACGGGGGGCUCCUGCGCGCCCGGGGCCAAAUCCAGCAAGUAUAACCCCAACGGCAACUAUGUGGAAUCGCUCUGCCGCCUCUGCAGGGGGGGCACGGACACCCACUGCGUCAGGGGGACCAGCGAGCCCUUCUACUCGUACUCGGGGGCCUUCAGGUGUCUGGUCCAGGGCGGAGGGGACGUCGCCUUCGUCAAGCACACGACCGUCCCAGACCACACGGAUGGACACAGUACUGCCUCGUGGACGGUGGGUCUUCGCUCAGACCAGUUCAAGCUCCUGUGUUCGACCGGAGACCGAGCGGCUGUGACCGAAUACAAGACCUGCAACCUGGCAAUGGUUCCCGCGCACGAGGUCGUCGUCUCUGGGCGAAUGCGCGAGCCGAGGAAGGCGCAGGUGCGAGAUGUCCUUCUUAGUGUCUCGAAGGCCUUCGGCAGCGACGCCCCCGGGAGCAAGACCUUCAGUUUGUUUGGCAAGUAUCAAGGAAAGCCUGAUCUGCUGUUCAAGGAUUCGGCUGUUGGUUUAAAGGCCCUGACUGAGGACACGACGGAGGAAAGGAGGAAUAAGGAGGAUUACUUUAAAAAGCUCGAUGAAUUGCAUUCUUGUGAAAUCCGCGUGUGUGCUCUGGAAGACGAGAUGGAGGACUGCGAAGCUAUGGUCGCUGACAUGUGGGCAGAAGGGUAUCGCUUCGUCUGCGCCAGUGCAAGGGACAGACUGGACUGCAUGAGGCGAGUGAAGCUGGGCCAAGUGGACAUGUCCCCUCUCACUGGCCGCUACCUCGGGCUGGACAACUUCAGGGUGUUCGCAGUUAUGAGGGAUCCGGCCUUCGCUGCAGACGAGUUCCGGUACAAGGCAGUGACUGUGGUGAGACGGUCCCGCGUGGCUAAGAUCUCCGACUUGAGGGGCACCAAGUCAUGUCAUACAGGAUAUGGCCGAACGACAGGCUGGCGGAUUCCCGUGGCGCUGCUGAAGCGCGAGGGUGUAAUUUCCCCCCCAUGCGACCCCACCAGUCUGCCUUGAGCACGAAUCGCCAGCGUGGCCACGACCUUCAACCGGGCGUGUGUUCCCGGAGACUGGGCCACGUCCGAGAGCUUCGACGCGGCCCUAAGUAAAACAGAAUACUCCUCCAUGUGCUCCAUGUGUAGGAGUAAGAGAUGCGACAAGAACGAUGAAUACGCAGGCUACACGGGGGCCCUGCGUUGCCUGACUGAGGGAGGCGCCGACGUGGCCUUCCUUCGAACGUGUAACCUGACACCUUUCCUUCCUUUUAACCCAAAGGACUCCCGCGCCUUCAACUCCGAGGACUACGGUCUGCUCUGUCGUGACGAUAGAGUGGUGUCCAUCUUCUCCUCUGAGGCUGAUGAGUGCUUUUGGGCAGCACGACCCUGGGAUGCUUACGUACCACUCGGUGGAUGCCAGCCUUUUCCCGACAGCGACUCCAAGGCCCAGAAGUUGUUCUCAGCACUGACACAGGCAAGGCUCAAGGGCGAGGAGAACCUGAAAGCUCGCAAGUGGUACUCCAGCACACUCGGAAUCAAGCAGAACCUCCAGGACAUCUUCCCCAUCUUGGUGAACGUCACCACUCGGGAAUUCUACGGCAAGACACAGAUGAACAUCGUGGAGGCAGAGGAAAUGUGUCCCGAGAAACCAGUGAGACUAUGCACGAUACAAGCGGACGAGUUGAGCAAAUGCACAGACUUGCAAGCUGUUCUCAAGCUGCGUGGCGUCUCUCCUCCAUUGCAAUGUGUCAUGGGCACCACCCUCAAUGAUUGUCUCAACCUCAUUACUCGCAACAAAGCAGAUAUCAUGACACUCACUGACAAGCAGAGAUUCAACAAGCAGCAAGCAUACAACCUAGUAAGCCUUUUGUCUGAGAACUACGGCCAAGCCAAAGACAGUCUUUACUAUCUGUUGGCAGUUGUUUCAAAGUCAUCAGGAAUCAACUCAACAAGUGAUUUGGCUGGUAAAACGUCAUGUCAGAAAUCAGGAAAUGGCACAACAGCUGAUGAAAUUGAUGCCGAAUUGAAGGAAUGCCUCAGUGGCUCGAGCAAGUUCUUUGAAAGCUUCAGAGAUGCAUACGUAUGUCUGAGUUUAGGACACAAGGACGUGGCCUUCGUCAAAUACCCUGCAACUGAACCUACAGACACAGACCAACUUGAUAUCUUCAACAGCGAUGACUAUCAGCUACUGUGUCCUAAUGGCGUUGCUCCUGUCCAUGAAGAUCACCUUAAGGAGUGUAAUCUUGGACGGAUUCCUGCUAAUGUGAUUGUGACACGGCAGACGGAGACAGGUGCUAGCAAAGAGAACAUGAGACACCUGAUGUUGACUGCUGCUCAAAACUUUGGAAAGUCUGAUUCCUUCUUUAGACUAUUUUAUGAGUAUUUCUCAUCAAAGGAUCUUCUUUUUAAGGAUCAAACCACAGACCUGAGUGUGCUUUCAGAUGAGCACUACCAAACUGAGGUUUUGAACAUGUUCUCCAUGGCUUGCGACCUUUAUAGUCACCACAUUCGCACAAGCUCCUGGCUCAACACGUAAAAAGACUUACUUUCAAGCAAUCCAUAAUCUUACUUCUCUUCUGGGAACAAAAUCUCUUUUCUACUACUUGUUGGGAAGAUCAUAAUUCCUUAUCCCUUUUCUUAAUCGAUGCAAAAUUACUUUCCUCAAAAUAGUAUGUAUCCCAAAUAAGGUUCAAAAGAAGAGCAGUGGGAUUAUGGGAUGAUGCUAUAGCAAAGCAGACAUAUUGCAUUUAUAACUGCUGAAAUUACCCCAAGGCAUUCCUUUUUAUGGGUUGAAUAUGUUCACUAUCUUGUAGGUACUACUGAAAGAUUAAGUAAAAAUUAUAAUUAAGUAAUAUGAAAUCCAUGGUAAUGAUAGCCUGAAUCCCCAAGUUGUAUUAUGAUUCUUGUGACAUUCCCAAGUUCAUUUAUUUUACAUUAAAUUUAUAAUGCUCAAACUGUGUCCAUAUAAGAGACAGAGCUGUUCCCAGGUAUCAGGCUUUGGCCACCACAGAGUACACUUGUUUUGUUUCCACACAAGAAAACCAGGUGUGCACAUUUUGAUGGUUUGCCUGUAUUUCCUUAUGGUUUCAUCUCCAUAUGUGCCCACCAACUAUCUUUCAAACAAGUGAAAUACGUGAUUUGGUAACAAUGUUUGCCUGUAAAAGCUCUGACCCUUGUGUAGACACAACUUUACUUAUUUUUUGUAAGUUUUACAAAUGGUGUAGAUAUCAUUUACCUGUUGGUUAAACAAAUAUCCUUUUAUAAUAGACUGAAUAGCUCAGAAGAUAUACAAGGGUUAUUGAGAAAAUGUGUAACUAUUGAUUUCAUGCUUGCAAACAAUCAUACAUUUGCACAGAUACAUAAAAUAGGUAUGUAGUAGUGUCCAUUCCACUUCCAUUGCAUUAAUUGCCAGUUUUAAAUGUAUUCAAAAUGCAUAUCAAUAGGGGGGUAACAGAUAAAUGACUCAAAACUGGUGGUUCACAUACUGGUACAUGUGCAGAGUAAAAGGAAGUGGAGGUGACAUACUAAACAAUACAUAAACAAAAAUGUGCUUAAUACCUGCAAGAAAAAUAUAUGAGCUGCAUAGUCAUUAGGAUAUUUACUAUUAUGUGCUUCAUUGAGACUACUAUGUUUUCCAUUAAUUACUGUUGAAUGAUGUUCAUUCUCUACAUAAACAUAGGUUAGAGGCAAUAUGUUUAAUGUACAUUGAUAUACAUUAACUAAGAAGAAUUAUACAUUAUAGAUGUUUGAAUAUAUAUUUGUCUGUCCUGAACCUAUACAAACCAAAUGAAUUAAGCUAAUGCUCAAGCAGUUAAGAAAAAUAGGCAACUUUUACGAGAAAAUAUUUUUUACAUUUGUUGCGUACAACUCUGCCUGAUUUUACUCUCAGCAUCCAUGUAUUUCCUGUAAUCCAUAAAUUUAGUUUUAAUUAAGCAUGUACAACAUACAAUAUUGAAAGACAAAUGUAGCUCACCUGCAUAAUAGCAGUAACAUGGAUAAUAAUAAAACCAUAAGAUAUGAAGAAUUA
Messenger RNA from Penaeus vannamei (Pacific white shrimp), 5678 nucleotides. NCBI's taxonomy places the organism in Eukaryota, Metazoa, Arthropoda, Malacostraca, Decapoda, Penaeidae. The record is from RefSeq and is a predicted model, not a curated record.